This is a messenger RNA of Colossoma macropomum (tambaqui), 2457 nucleotides long. It is a transcript of the gene plbd1, whose product is annotated as phospholipase B domain containing 1. Gene Ontology annotation, cellular component: extracellular region. The record is from RefSeq and is a predicted model, not a curated record. Lineage: Eukaryota; Metazoa; Chordata; Actinopteri; Characiformes; Serrasalmidae. The transcript is spliced from 11 exons. The coding region runs from base 300 to 1916 and encodes 538 amino acids. Gene Ontology annotation, molecular function: glycerophospholipase activity. Gene Ontology annotation, biological process: phospholipid catabolic process.
CCAGUGGCCUAAUGGAUAAGGCACUGGCCUCCUAAGCCAGGGAUUGUGGGUUCGAGUCCCAUCUGGGGUGAACAGCUUUUCUUCGACCUACUUUCAAUUUGUCUUUUUGUGAUUUACGUUUUGUUUAACCGCUAAAAUAGGACACAUUAACGAGAUAAUCGGCGAAAGUCAUAACGCCUCGGUGACGAGGAAGCUGCUCCACAGGCAGAGAUUUUCCUAGACCACUUUCAGUUCUGCUCCGUGUUUUUGAAGAGCCUCAGUGCAGAAGUGAAGUGCGUCCUGUCUGUGACAUUAAAACAAUGACAGGCAUGAAAAUAUCUGUUUUCAUUUUCGCCUGUGUAACAUUAUGUGGAGCCGUGGUGAGAGCUGAAGGGGUACUGAAGGCCACUGUCUACUGGAACGCAACACAAAAGUCCGUGUCACUGAAAGAGGGUGUGCUGGAUAAAGCGGGCGAUGCUUACGGUUACUAUAAUGACUCAUUCUCCUCCACGGGAUGGGGAGUGCUGGAGAUCCGUGCGGGUUAUGGAGAGACUCCAGAGCCAGAUGCCAUCACGUACUUCCUGGCUGGGUAUUUGGAGGGGUUCCUUACUGCCCGGCAGAUGUAUGACCACUUCACCAACAUAUAUCCACAGAUUAUAACGGAGCAAAAAGUUCUGUUGGCAGUGAAGAAGUUCAUGAAGAAACAGGAUGCGUGGGCUCGGCAGCAGGUGAAGCUGAAGAGCAGUGAUCCUUUCUGGAGCCACACCGGCUUCAUCUUGGCUCAGACGGACGGGCUGCAGGCUGGUGUGGCAGACUGGGCUAAACGCAUGGGGAGGAAGCCCCUGUCUCUGUUUGAGGUGCAGUUUCUGAAUGCUGUGGGAGAUCUGCUGGACCUGAUCCCUGCACUGGUACCUGGAGCUAAAGUGAAUCUGAAACACUAUAAAGAGCCACCCAUGGGUCACUGCUCCGCUCUCAUUAAGAUGUUGCCAGGUUAUGAGAAUGUGCUGUUUGCUCACUCUAGCUGGUACACCUACGCCGCCACUCUGCGCAUCUUCAAACACUGGGACUUCAAACUGAGUGAACCUCACACAGCCACAGGGAAACUCUCCUUCAGCAGUUAUCCUGGUUUUCUGGUGUCUCUGGAUGAUUUCUAUCUGCUGGGCAGUGGUUUAAUGAUGACCCAGACCACUAACAACAUCUUCAACGCCUCUCUGUACAGCUAUGUCACCCCUGCCAGCCUGUUUGCCUGGCAGAGGGUCCGACUGGCCCAUGCGCUCGCCCACAAUGGCCUGGAGUGGGCUAAGGUCUUUGGCAGGUACAACUCUGGCUCAUAUAAUAACCAGUACAUGGUGCUGGACACAAGUAAAGUUUCUCUGGGCUCCAGUAUUGAUGAUGGCGCUUUAAUUAUAGUGGAGCAAAUCCCUGGCCUAGUGGAGUAUUCGGACCAGACACAGGCACUGCGCAGAGGUUACUGGCCCUCCUACAAUGUGCCAUUCCAUCAGAGGAUCUACUCUCUGAGUGGCUAUAAACAGAUGUGGAAGAAAUAUGGAAAUGAAUUCUCCUAUGACCUUUGUCCCAGAGCCAAGAUCUUCCGCAGGGAUCAGGGGAGCGUGACUGACUUGGCCUCUCUCAAACACAUCAUGAGAUACAAUGAUUAUGAGAAUGACCCAUAUUCAGAGGGUGACCCCUGCAAAUCCAUCUGCUGCCGUAACGACCUGCGUAAAGAGCAUGCGUCUCCUGACGGUUGCUAUGACACCAAGGUGACAGAUUUCCUGAAGGGGCAGAAGUUUGUAUCUGAGGCUCUGAAUGGUCCGACCACAGAAGGUGGUCUGCCUCCAUUCUCAUGGGAUCGGUUUAACAGUACAGCUCACCAGGGUCUGCCACGUGUCUACAAUUACACCUUCAUCACCAUGCAGCCUGUGCUCUUCACUCCAUGAGCUGCCUCUGGGGGGGGGCAGUUUUCCUCUGGGAGAUUUUAGGUACCACCUGUUUGUUAAAUCAGUAACACUUCUCCAAACACUCUGAGGUCUUGCUUCAAAACUUAAGAAUUACCUUUGUGCACAGCGAAGUUCAGAACUGCUGGGUGAAGUCACUUUCAGGACACAGUGUUUUUUAAUAACUGGACAUUUUUGUGGAACAUUUUAAGUAUGAUCUGAUGUAACUAGCUAGAUGCCUUCUUUGCUUUAUGUUGUUCAGUGCCUUUUGUUUUCGAGUUCUUGAGUCUUCUGUUAAGGUACAGCCAGGGUGGUGUCUUUGAAUGUCGGUAUUCAAAGGUUUUGUUUGUUUUUGUUUUGACAGUGUAUGUAUUUUGUGAUUUACAAUGCUGCAACAAUCAAAAAGCAUCUCUUGCUCUCAGGGCUGUAGUUUAAACCAAAGUUAAUCAGUAUUUUAUACAAUGUGCACGCAAUCAAAUGGGAUAUGCUGCAUUUUUGUAUGUUUUUUUCAUAUACAAUCAAUAAAGCCAAACUAUUCUCAACA